AUGAACAAGCUCCUAGGCUGGCUUAAAGAUUGGGGUCGAAAUAAUCUUGGAGAAGGUGGCAAAACCAAAAAACCAAAGCCUCCACCAUUUUUGGCCCAGACAGAUGGUGCACCCUUCAAGGCUGUACUGCUUUCCGGUUCGCCUGGUGUGGGCAAAACAACUUGUGCAGUAAUGGCAUGUGAAACACCUUGGCAUGAAGAUAGUGGAGAUGAAUGCAUCGGAUGUACGAAGCAAGAAGAACCUCGAGCAGCAGAUGAUGAAGUGAAGCACGUUCUGAUAAUGGACGAGGUUGAUGGAAUGAGUGGAACUGAGGAUCGCGCAGGGAUUGCUGAAUUGAUACAAAUCAUCAAGGAAUCAAAAAUUCCUAUAAUUUGUAUUGUAACGAUCGGCAGCAUCCGAAGAUAA
This is a messenger RNA of Ostertagia ostertagi, 405 nucleotides long. The record is from the annotation of a GenBank genome assembly. Lineage: Eukaryota; Metazoa; Nematoda; Chromadorea; Rhabditida; Trichostrongylidae.